Leptomonas pyrrhocoris is the source of this 978-nucleotide messenger RNA. RefSeq lists its product as hypothetical. The record is from RefSeq and is a predicted model, not a curated record. Gene Ontology annotation, biological process: NAD+ biosynthetic process. Lineage: Eukaryota; Euglenozoa; Kinetoplastea; Trypanosomatida; Trypanosomatidae. Gene Ontology annotation, molecular function: nicotinate-nucleotide adenylyltransferase activity; nicotinamide-nucleotide adenylyltransferase activity. The transcript has a single exon. Bases 94 to 978 code for a protein of 294 amino acids.
AGCGCCAGUCUCGAGGAGAGGCGAAGAGCACCGCUUUCUGCUGUUUCCCACGCUGUUCCGAGUGUCCUUGUACAUCUCGCCAAGAGAAAAAGAAUGGAUGCCUCCUCCCCUCUCCGCGCUACGUACACCCUACGUGCAGAGAAGUUGCGGUCACUCACGACCUGCGACACGGCUCUGUCCACCUCACCGCAGCCAGCUGUUAUUGCGAUUUGCGGCAGCUUCAACCCGAUCCACAACGCCCACUUUAAGCUCUACCGCGCGGCAAAGACGGCCCUCGAGGCACACGGCACGUACACCGUACUGGGUGGCUUCUUCUCUCCGGUGAGCGACGCGUAUGGCAAAUCGGGCCUGAAGAGCGCUGCCCAGCGAGUGCGCAUCGCUGACGACGCGGUGCGCGACCACGCCGAGCUGAAUGUGGACGCGUGGGAGUGUCUGCAGCCCACCUACACCCGUACCCUUUACGUGCUGCAGCAGCUGGAGAUGCACGUGAAUGCGUGGUACGCCCAACACGAGGCCAACGCGGUGGCCCAACUGACGGCGCACGGUCGCCGCGUGCGCGUCGUGUUUGUCUGCGGUGCGGAUUUGUUUUCUUCAUUUUGGCGGCCCGGCUGCUGGCCGCUGGGUUUGCUAAAGCAGCUGUUGGAUGCCUUUCCACUGGUCGUCGUCUACCGCGACUCGGAGGGCGAGGUGAGGUGCGCGGAGGACUUUGAGCGUGUGUGCCGCACCGCACCGGUCCUCACCGAAACGGCGGCGGAUGGCACCACGGCGGAGCUGAACAUCGGCGCCUACAAGUUCACCUUUGCGCAGUUUGAACAGCCGGACAGCACUUCAUCAACAGCCGUGCGAGAAGUCGCGGCGGCGAUGGCGAAGGCGAGGUCCGGCGAUGCGGCUGCUUUGGAUAAGUUACGCGGCGAGCUGGCGUCCAUGGUGCCUGCGAAUGCCGUCUCUUCGAUUGAGGAGUGCUAUGGUGGUGGCUGA